Molecule: messenger RNA, 1902 nt
Organism: Baudoinia panamericana UAMH 10762
Lineage: Eukaryota; Fungi; Ascomycota; Dothideomycetes; Mycosphaerellales; Teratosphaeriaceae
Exons: 3
Coding region: 1-1902 (633 amino acids)
Biological process (GO): translation; glutaminyl-tRNA aminoacylation
Cellular component (GO): cytosol; cytoplasm
Molecular function (GO): glutamine-tRNA ligase activity; ATP binding
Source: RefSeq, a predicted model, not a curated record
AUGGCCUCCGCCGACGGAGAGCCGAAGAUUUCAAAGCGUGCAGCAGAGAAAGAAGCGAAGAAAGCAGCAGCAAAGGCGGCGAAGGAGAAAGCAAAGAUUGAAGCUGCCGUCAAGCCUGCAUCGUCUGGCCCGUCAGCGCCCGUAGACCCGUUCCAGCAGGGGUGGCUGAAGGGUGUCUACGAUGAGAAGCCAGUCAAGGAUGUCCAUACCCGAUUUCCGCCAGAACCGAACGGUUAUCUCCAUAUCGGCCAUGCGAAAGCCAUCACAGUCAAUUUCGGGUUCGCGCGAAGUCGUGGCGGUGUCUGCAACCUACGCUUCGAUGACACCAAUCCGACCAAGGAAGAAGAACGGUACUUUACUGCGAUCAAGGAUAUGGUCUAUUGGUUGGGCUUUGAACCGUACAAAAUCACAUACAGCUCUGAUGAGUUCGACAAGCUUUACGAAUUGGCUGAGGAGCUGGUACGGCGGGGCAAAGCUUACGUCUGUCAUUGCACGGCGGACGAAGUCAAGAAAGGACGGGGAAAGCUUCCUAACGGCGAACACGGUUCACGGGUAGCAUGUGCGCACUGGAGUCGCUCAGUCGAGCAAAACUUGGCAGACUUCCGCGCAAUGAAAGAUGGCCAGUACCGACCGGGCGAGGCUGUGCUGCGAAUGAAGCAGUCAAAGGACAAGCUGAAAGCCUAUGCGAACAAUCCUGCACUUUGGGACUGUGCGGCCUACCGCGUGACGAAAAACAGCCAUCACCACCGUACGGGCGACAAGUGGCGGAUAUACCCGACCUACGAGUUCACGCAUUGCAUUUGCGACGCUCUGGAAGGCAUCACCCACAGUCUUUGCACUGUCGAAUUCGAAACGCUAAGGCCUGCAUACAACUGGCUGCUUGAGGCUCUGGACAUGAAGAUCGAAGGCAGUGACGAGAAAGGUCCAAUGCAGAGAGAGUACGGCCGGCUCAAUGUCGAGGGUACGAUACUGUCCAAGCGGAAAAUUGCCACGCUGGUUGAUGGGACAACCGUCGCAAAUGAUGCUACGAUGAGCUGGGACGACCCAAGGCUCUUCACACUGGUCGCACUGCGGCGGCGCGGCGUACCGCCGGGUGCGCUUAAAAAGUUCGUCCUUGACCUUGGCGUGACCAAAGCCAAUGCCAACACUGCAACUCAUACCCUCGAUGCCAACAUUCGUACAUAUCUUGAACGUACAGUACCUCGACUCAUGCUCGUUCUGGACCCCGUCAAGGUCGUCCUGACGAAUUUGCCGGAUAAUCAUCUGGAAGAGCGUGACGUCCCCUUCGAUCCUAAGGAUAAGGAGAAAGGCACGCACAAGGUCCCUUUCACGAAAACAAUCUAUAUUGAUCGCGACGACUUUCGGGAAGAAGACGAUCCGGACUUCUUCCGCCUAGCACCAGGCAAAUCCGUCGGCUUGCUGAACGCGGAGCACCCGAUCAGGUGCAUUUCCUUCUCAAAAGACUCAACAAGCGGCAAAGUUACCGAAGUACUAGCUGAGUAUGGUGCUGAUGUGCAACCUGGAAAGGCGCGCAUCCACUGGGUGGCAGACUCUCCCGCUCACAAAUCGCCGAUUAUGGCUGAAGCGCGCAUCUUCAAUCCGCUGUUUAAGUCGGCCAAACCCAAUGAGCUGGACUGGAAAAAUGGUGGGUAUCAUGAGAAUCUCAACCCGGAGUCGCUUGUGGUGUACCCAAAUGCCAUGAUUGAGAGUGGGUUCGGUUACGUCAAGCACAAUGCACCAUGGCCGAAGGAAGAAGGUGAGGCGAUGGGCGUUGUGGACAAGAGCUCCGUAAGGUUCCAGGGUUUGAGAACGGCCUUCUUUGCACUGGACAAGGACAGUACCGAGGAGAACGUGAUCUUGAACCGCAUCGUGAGCUUGAAGGAAGAUACCGGGAAAAAGUAG